Scheffersomyces coipomensis is the source of this 1669-nucleotide messenger RNA. RefSeq lists its product as uncharacterized. Lineage: Eukaryota; Fungi; Ascomycota; Pichiomycetes; Serinales; Debaryomycetaceae. Gene Ontology annotation, molecular function: trimethyllysine dioxygenase activity; iron ion binding. The record is from RefSeq and is a predicted model, not a curated record. Gene Ontology annotation, cellular component: mitochondrion. Gene Ontology annotation, biological process: carnitine biosynthetic process. The transcript has a single exon. Bases 409 to 1653 code for a protein of 414 amino acids.
GGUUGUAAAUAGUUGAUGAUGGUGCUGCCUUUUUUUUAAGACAGUUGAUAAAUUCAAAUUUUGUUAUGUUUAUUUCCAGAUGAUGAGGGUUUUUGAUUUUUGAGUUGAGUGAUGAUUUGAGAUUUUGGUUUAACAGGGGUGGCGGGCGAGCGAGGGGGUUUUUUUGUUUAUCAGACAAUUUAAAUUAAAAGACCAGACAAAAGAGAUUAAAAAAAAUGACAAAAAUUGAUUAAGAUUAUAUGCAGGUGUGGUAUCUUGUUUUGAAGUAUGGGGAAUCUAACAACGAGCGGGCGAUAAAAGGAAAAAAAUUCCGUUUGGAUUUGUUCAACUACAUUUUUUUUUUCAUAUUUAAUAUCACUUUGAUCUUCUUCUUGUAUAACUUCAACUUCUUUAACGAAUUGAUUAAGUAUGCCUAUUUCAACUGAAGCCACCCCCUCGGAGUCAACUUCAUACUCCAUCUCAUCCACUAAAUCAGAUGAUGAAUCGUUACAACUUUUAAUCAAUUGGACCGAUAAUCAAACUUCUCGAUUUCAUUAUAUUUGGCUUCGUGAUAAUUGUCAUUGUGAAAAAUGUUAUUAUCCUACCACCAAACAACGAUUAUUGAAUUCUUCUUUCAUUAGAGAUGAUAUCAAACCAAUUAAAAUCGAUAGUAAUAAUGAUAAAACCGGUUUAACUAUCACUUGGGAUCAAGAUAAUCAUAGUAGUACUUAUCAAUUCGAUUGGUUAUAUUUACAUUCUUAUCAACCAAAAUUAAUCCCCAAUAAUUUGAAAUUAAAAGGUGAACAAACCAUUUUAGCUCAAUCAUAUUGGAAAGUAAAUGAUAUCAAACAUAAAUUACCUACCGUUGAUUUCAACACCAUAAUUCAAUCAAGUGAUGAAACCGAUCAAGAACAAGCUAUCAAAGAUUGGAGUUUAAAAAUUUGGAAAUAUGGUUUCUGUCUCAUUGAUAAUGUUCCUGUAACUCCUGAAGAUACCGAACGCUUAUGUGAAAAAUUAUCUUAUAUUAGACCAACUCAUUAUGGAGGAUUUUGGGAUUUUACUAGUGAUUUAUCCAAGAAUGAUACUGCUUAUACAAAUUUUGAUAUUUCUUGUCAUACUGAUGGUACUUAUUGGUCAGAUACACCUGGAUUACAAUUAUUUCAUUUAUUAUAUCAUGAUGGUGAAGGUGGGACUACCUCAUUGGUUGAUGCUUUCCAAUGUGCUCAAAUCUUACGUGAAAAAUAUCCUCAAAGUUAUGAAUUAUUCACCAAGAUUAAAAUCCCAGCUCAUUCAGCUGGUGAAGAGAAAGUUUGUAUUCAACCAGAUAUCCCCCAACCUAUUUUCAAACUUAAUGAUGAAGGAGAAUUAAUUCAAGUUCGUUGGAAUCAAAGUGAUAGAUCAACCAUGGAUAAUUGGGUUGAUCCAAAUGAUGUUCCAAAAUUCUAUACUGCCAUUAAACAUUGGGUAUCAAUUAUAAAUGAUCCAACCAAUGAAUUAUUUUAUCAAUUAAAACCAGGUCAAUGUUUGAUAUUUGAUAAUUGGAGAUGUUUCCAUUCUAGAACUGAAUUCACCGGUAAGAGAAGAAUGUGUGGUGCUUAUAUUAAUCGUGAUGAUUUUGUAUCGACUUUAAAAUUAUUAAAUUUAGGUAGAAAAGCAGUAUUAGAUUCAAUCUAAAUUAUUUUUCGCAACA